AUGGAGAAACUCUACGUGCCGGGAGUCUACGUGUCGGGAGUCUACGUGUCGGGAGUCUACGUGUCUGGAGUCUACGUGUUUGUAGUCUACGUGUCUGUAGUCUACGUGCCGGGAGUCUACGUGUCUGUAGUCUACGUGUCUGUAGUCUUCGUGUCUGUAGUCUACGUGUCUGUAGUCUACGUGACGGAAGUCUACGUGUCUGUAGUCUACGUGCCUGUAGUCUACGUGUCUGUAGUCUACGUGUCUGUAGUCUACGUGCCUGUAGUCUACGUGUCUGUAGUCUACGUGUCUGUAGUCUACGUGUCUGUAGUCUACGUGUCUGUAGUCUACGUGUCUGUAGUCUACGUGCCUGUAGUCUACGUGUCUGUAGUCUACGUGUCUGUAGUCUACGUGCCGGGAGUCUACGUGUUGGGAGUCUACGUGUCUGGGGUCUACGUGUUUGUGGUCUACGUGUCUGUAGUCUACGUGCCGGGAGUCUACGUGUCGGGAGUUUACGUGUCUGUAGUCUACGUGUCUGUAGUGUAUGUCUCUGUAGUCUACGUGUCAGGAGUGAAGGCAGCGUUGCUGUGUCCUGAGUGUCUGUGA
Molecule: messenger RNA, 585 nt
Organism: Trematomus bernacchii (emerald rockcod)
Lineage: Eukaryota; Metazoa; Chordata; Actinopteri; Perciformes; Nototheniidae
Product: repetitive proline-rich cell wall protein 1-like
Exons: 2
Coding region: 1-585 (194 amino acids)
Source: RefSeq, a predicted model, not a curated record